Arabis nemorensis is the source of this 768-nucleotide messenger RNA. The record is from the annotation of a GenBank genome assembly. Lineage: Eukaryota; Viridiplantae; Streptophyta; Magnoliopsida; Brassicales; Brassicaceae.
AUGGAUUGUCCUCCGACGAAGCUCGAUUAUCACAUAGACAUGUUCAAACUUCAAUCUCAAGCCAGAUUUCUCUCCUUAUAUAAGGCGCAAGAUGGACGCACGGCUCUGAUACUGGACUCGACUGUGUUUCAUCCACAAGGUGGAGGCCAGCCGUCGGAUACUGGCUUCAUCGUUUUCUCUGUUUCGGAUUUCAAGUUUUCCGUUCAAGAUGUUCGAUCGAAAGACGGAAUUGUUCUCCAUUACGGAGUUUUCGAAGGUUCGAAUGGUGAAAAUGGAACUGAGAAAGGGGGAGAAGUUCACUUGAUUGUUGAUGAAUCAAGACGCAAACUUAAUUCCAGGUUGCACUCAGCUGGACACUUGCUAGAUUUGUGUAUGCAGAAAGUUGGGUUAGGACAUUUGGAGCCUGGGAAAGGGUACCAUUUUCCGGACGGUCCUUUUGUGGAAUACAAGGGAGUCGUUCCACAGAAUGAAUUGCAGGGGAAGCAGAAAGAGUUGGAGGCAGAAGCCAACGAACUCAUAUCCAAAGGAGGAAAGGUUUAUGCUGCUAUCUUACCCUACGAAGAGGCAUCUGUGCUCUGUGGUGGCAAUCUUCCUGAUUAUAUUGCUAAGGGCAGCACUCCUCGGAUCUUAAGAUUAGGCGAAAACCCCGGGUGUCCGUGUGGUGGGACCCAUGUCUCCGAUAUAUCUGAUAUCAUAAGCAUGAAGAUCACGCAAAUUAGAACAAAGAAAGGAAUGACAAAAGUUUUCUACACCAUUGAUGCGUCUUAA